AUGGGUAGUGGACAUACCUUCUCCAAUGCUGCCGAGUUCCGUGAUGCCGUUUAUUUGAUGUCAAUUGCUGGUAGAUUCCGUUAUCGCUUCAAGAGGAAUAGUACGAAACACAUGACAGUUGUUUGCACAGUUACUCAAUGUCCUUGGAAAGUCACAGCUCGUGCAAUUGGGGAUUCGAACAUCGUCCAGGUUCACACUUUUCAUAACCAUCAUAAUCAUAGUUUAGAAGAUGUUGCUACAUGCCAACCUUUAGUGAGAUCUAAUCGCGCUUCAUUGCUUAUUGAUGAUGUCAUCCGGUCCACUCCCGAUUACCAAACCCUCCAAAUUUGUAAGGACUUUCAAAGGCAACAUGAGAUGCAAUUGAUGUAUCUUCAAGCAUGGAAUAUCAAGGAAAAGGCAAAUGAGCGCAUUUAUGGAGAACCCAAAUAUUAUUACAAAUUGUUGCCUUGGAUGUGUGAGAAAAUGGUUGCAACAAAUCCGAGAAGCAUUGUUGAGUUGGGGCAUUCAAGUGAUGGACAUUUUGAGCAACUCUUUGUUGCUCAUUCGGUAUCUAUCCAAGGGUUUGCAAUGGGGUGUCGGCCAAUCAUAGCUAUUGACUCCACCCAUAUGAGUGGGCCAUAUAGGGGUGUGUUAUUUUCGGCGACCGCAUACGAUGCUAAUGACGCCAUGUUCCCCUUAGCCUUUGGCGUGAUGAACUCAGAAAAUUAUGACGAUUGGUCUUGGUUUUUGCAAAAUUUGAAGAAGCUUGUUGGAGAUAAGGAAGUCAUUAUUAUCUCGAAUAGACAUCCCGCUCUCCUUCGAAGUGUUCCUGAAGUGUUUGGGCUUGAAAACCAUGCCUACUGUUACCGUCACUUGAAGGAAAAUUUCAGCUCUUUCUUGAGCAAACAUAACACAAGAGGGAACAAAGGUAAAGAAAAUGCACUCCAAUUCCUUGAUAGUAUUGCCUAUGCAAGGUUAGAGCACGAUUACAAUGUUUCCAUGUUUGAACUACGGAAAUACAAUGAUGUUUUGGCCAAAUGGGUUGAAGAAAAUGAACCCGAACAUUGGGCUAUGUCCAAAUUCCCAAAACAAAGAUGGGAUAAAAUGACCACAAACCUUGCCGAGUCGUUUAAUGCUUGGCUAAGGAAUGAAAGACAUCACUCCAUUUGUACAUUUCUAAUGGAGCAUAUGGCUAAGUUAGGUUCUAUGCUUGUCAAACAUAAAGAGGAAUCAAACAAUUGGAAGGGAUGCAUAGGGCCAAAAAUUGAAGAAAAAGUUCAGCAGAAAAUUGUCAAAGGUGAGGUGUAUCCGGUCACUCCUUUCAUGAACGGAAUAUUUGGGGUUUCUAUUGGAACCACCUUCUUGAAUGUGGACAUUAUAAAGCGUACUUGCACAUGUAGGGGUUGGGAAAUGUUGGGCAUCUCUUGUGAACAUGCGGCAGCCGUUAUUCUUUCCAUCGGUCAGAAUGUUGUUGAUUUUGUUCAAGAUUGGUACAAAUUCCCAAUGCAAGAGCUGAUUUACUCGGGCUUCUUCUCCGGUAUAGAGACCCAUGACAUGCCAAUGGUCGCUAAUGAUGGUUUGGUUCAAUCUAUCACCGGUGAAGUUUUCCCCUCUCUUAACCGACCCCAUACCAAACGGCCUCCCGGCAGACCAAGAAAGAAGUGCAUUGAGUCCCAAUUUCAAGAUAAACGGACUGUUAAGUUACCAAAAUCUCGUUGCUCAGGAAAGAAAUUCCUAUCAAUCAUGGAUACCCUCCCAAUGGAUAAGAAAAAUGUCAUCAGUGAUAUGGGAUUCGGGGGCUUGCUGCAGCUUGGUUGUAAAGAAUUGCGUUAUAAGCUAAUAAUGUGGAUAGUGGCCAAUUACGACAUUGGCUACCACCGCUUAUGCAUGGCAACAAGAGUUGUUGUCCCAGUCACGCCCAAAGAUGUUAGAGAGGUGCUAGGCAUCCCGGACAAUGGCGUUGACAUUCUCAUCUACAAUAGGCGUGGCACACCCAACCGCACAUACGACAUCAAAAUAUUGGAAACUAAUUUGCAUGAUCUACCAGUUGGUGAAGAAUUCAUGAAAUCCUUCCUCAUUUUCGCCUGUGCCACUAUCCUUACCCCCAACUCAAAACAAGAAGGUAUGCAUGACUUGUGGGACAUGGUUUGGGAUAGUGAAGUGGGGGUGCGCAAAAAUUGGGUCAAGUUUGUUCUCCAAUAUGUCUAG
Molecule: messenger RNA, 2187 nt
Organism: Vitis riparia (riverbank grape)
Lineage: Eukaryota; Viridiplantae; Streptophyta; Magnoliopsida; Vitales; Vitaceae
Exons: 2
Coding region: 1-2187 (728 amino acids)
Molecular function (GO): zinc ion binding
Source: RefSeq, a predicted model, not a curated record